Eremomyces bilateralis CBS 781.70 is the source of this 2853-nucleotide messenger RNA. RefSeq lists its product as uncharacterized. The record is from RefSeq and is a predicted model, not a curated record. Gene Ontology annotation, biological process: regulation of DNA-templated transcription. Gene Ontology annotation, molecular function: zinc ion binding; DNA-binding transcription factor activity, RNA polymerase II-specific. Lineage: Eukaryota; Fungi; Ascomycota; Dothideomycetes; Eremomycetales; Eremomycetaceae. Bases 1 to 2853 code for a protein of 950 amino acids. The transcript is spliced from 6 exons.
AUGGUGUUCUGUACCUACUGCGGACAGUCCUUUACUCGGGACGAACAUCUCGAACGGCACAUUCUCACUCAUACGAACGUGAAGCCUUUCAAAUGCCUCACUUGCCAUAUGUCGUUCGCUAGACGCAGGGACUUGCUUCAAAGGCAUUAUACCGUUCAUGGACGGGAUGCCAACAAUCAAGAAGGCCUCCCAAACACGGCCAUGAUGCCAAGGACCGCUGGUCGGACACCAAUCGCUUGCUCGAACUGUGCAAAAACUAAGACCAAGUGUGACAAGAAGUUCCCCUGCAGUCGGUGUGCUGGAAGGAAUCUCAAGUGCACUCUAAGACCGACUCGCCGAGUUUCUCGUCAGAAUAUACCCCGAGUCCCCUCUCCGCCAUCUCAACAGACAGCCAUCCCCCAACCUCUGAUUAUGCAGGCAAUUCAGACACACCAAUCACAUUCCCGUCCGGAGAAUACGUUGCCUUCACCAAAGGAAGGGAAAGGGACGAUUGACGGUGCGCCAACAUACUUCGACACCGAUUCACCUGAGGCGACUUCAGCCAUGCUUGCUGGUGUACUCUCCCCAUUGCCGACACCCACGUCCGGCUUUAUUCAACAGACUCCGCUCUCAGGAUACGAAGACUUUAUCGGCACAACUCGCCCUGAUUCCGGGGAUGGUUCAUCCCCUCCAUUCCUAUUGGACUGGGCAUCUGGAAUGCAUAUCCCGGGUGGAUUCGACCCAAUGACGGGAAACAUGAUGUUGACGGGAGAUAUCGGUCUGGAUAUGCACGGAAUGACCGGCACCAGUGCAGCUGAUGGGAUGUAUACCAUGAUCCCCGAGUUCACCCAAGCACUCCAAUCAGUGCAAACGCCGAUUACCACCCCUCCGAUACUUGAGGGUUCCAACUCAACCCCUGGAUCCAACUCUUCCUCAUCCUCUGAACUACCUGCUAUCAUCGCGGCUCAAGAUUCUUGGACCUGUUUUCGGUGUCUCCCCACCACCCCACACCAUAAUUGUCCGAAAACAGCUAGACUGAAUCUGGAAAAGCUAGAGCAAAGCCUUAAGAAUCCAGAAAUUUGGAGCCAAUGGGGCCCUAGUUGGGAUGAGUCUGAGGUGUAUGGUGGUUGCUCGGACUAUCUUCAGGCCGUUGGCUUGCAUGAAUGCACUCGGGACAAGCUUCUCGCGAUCACCCAAAGCUUCCUGCACAAGGCACUCGAAAUUCACAAAGACCCGACAGGGACUCCCAAUCUAUCCAACAUCAACCUCAACGGCGCGGCAUCUCCGGCUCCCGGCACUUCUAACUUCGUUCUUCUACCUCCGGGUCGAAUACUUGAACACCUGCUCCGCAGCUACUCUAACAGUGUCGAACGUUUCUUUCCCUUGACUCCUCGCUCCACUCUCGACUGCAAUGCAUUGUUAUCCCGUCAGGAAACCCCAGAUAAGGCUUCUGCAUUGCUUUUACUCCUCAUGAUCUCCGCCGGCGCUUCGACAUUGCCUAACCCAGAAGCUCGGUUUCUUACUGGUGGACUCGUCGAAGCUUGUCGCAUUAGUCUUUUCGACCUCAUUGAGAAGAACAUCAUCAUGGCAGGAGACUUAACAGUGCUCCACUCGGCGUUGCUUUUCACCAGCCAAGCCGCAUGGUCCGGCGACAAAUGGCAGAUGGAUAUUUCUAUGGGUCAACGUGGUAUGUAUACCGCCAUGUUGAGGCACAGCGGCUAUUUGGACGCUGUUCCGGUUAGCCCAUCCAUUCAAGGAAUGGAUGUCGAGGCGAUUUGGAAGGGUUGGCUUGAGCAAGAGGCCAGAAGCAGACUUAUGUAUUCUUGGGCGAUGAUUGACCAAGAUCUGUCACUGUUCCACGAUACUGCUCCUCUUUUCAAUGUUACCGAGUUCGCGGCCGCCAUGCCAGAUGCAGAGCAUCUCUGGCGCGCCAACUCCGCGGAGGAGUGGUCGACGUUGUUUGAGCAAGUUCACUCCUUUGGUGGCGGGUACUCUUCCGUGGGGUCUGGCGUACGCCCCUCAAGCCUUCGAGACGUAUUUCGCCAGUUCUUAGACGACGAGCUACAGCAAGGCUGCGAGCUUACGCCUCUACACUUCCGUCUCCUUCUGCAUCCCUUGCAAGGGCUCGUGAGCCAAUACUGUCAACUGCUCUCUUACUUCUCCUCGGAAAGUUUAAGUGGCCAACGGCGGCACAGUCGUCCAAUGUCUGCAGCCUCGACUCACGGACGCCUAGAAGAGGUCCAAUCGCUCUUGCAGAGAUGGUACGACUUAGCCAAUGGAUACGUCAAAUCGCAGCCACUAUGCCCAGUGAUGCAAGCCAACCUAGUAUUGUUCCAUCUUAUCUUUCUCAACGCGAUAACCAACUUCCACGAGAUUGAGAAAUUAGCCCGCCGAGAGGCCUUCGACGGAACAUAUGCCCAGCUUGUUUGGCACCAUAAACAGUGCAUAUUUGACGUCGAAGAGGCCAUAGUCCACUGUGGACAAGUGCUACGACUUGUUCGAGGAAUGCCUAGCGCAAUCCGCCCUAUGUGGUGGCAGGCUGCUGUCUAUCGGGCGGGGUUGAUUCUGUGGGCGGAUAGUCUGACCCACACGGAGAACAGUUUGACAACUACACUAGGAAGCAGUGGAAUCUUCGCUAGCGUGGCAGGAUCAACAUUUGCUGUCGAUGUCCUCUCUCUGGAACAUCCGCUUGUCGUAAAAUACCUGACGAAGCGUGAAGGUAUGCCGGCGUUGACAAAGCGCGACGGCAGUACUGUGCUAUUGGAUCAUGCAUACACAGUACUAACGCAUUGCGUAGACAUCAUUGACGAGGGCGUAUCGACUCGAUUCGGAGAUGGGCUCAGGAACAAGCUCGAGAGACUCUCUCGAGGUUGA